Rattus norvegicus (Norway rat) is the source of this 3110-nucleotide messenger RNA. It is a transcript of the gene Ldb2, whose product is annotated as LIM domain binding 2. The record is from RefSeq and is a predicted model, not a curated record. NCBI's taxonomy places the organism in Eukaryota, Metazoa, Chordata, Mammalia, Rodentia, Muridae. Gene Ontology annotation, cellular component: nucleoplasm; nucleolus; nucleus.
AACAAUCAGGCUUGCAAGGUCUUGGCUAGAGGGGGAAAAAUUAAAACUCAGCCUUAGACCUCUUGUCAGACUAUGAGGAGAAUUAUAUUUUUGAACUAGUCUACAGUGCGGACAGGAAAUGACCUCUUCACCAACUGCUUCUUUAAAAACAAGCAGUUGGAGCCUCUAGCUAUCCAGCGCUCUCUCUCUCUCUCUCUCUCUCUCUCUCUCUCUCUCUCUCUCUCUCUCUCUAACUCCCUCUCCCCCUUCUCCCUCCCUCCUUCCUUCCCUCCCUUCCUCCCUCCCAACCUCCAACCUCCGCUCUCUCCCUCUCAGAGCUCCAGUGCUCCCUCCCCUCCCGCGCUCCCUCCCUCCCUCCCUCCCUCCCUCUUCGUUCCCUCUCCUCUCUCGCUAUAGAGGGCUCCCACAGCACUUCCCAGCCAGUGUGCUCAGCCUGCCUGCCUGCCUGCCUCUCUGUGUGUGUGUGUGUGAGCGUGUGUGCGUGCGUCUACUUUGUACUGUGAAGAACACAGCCCAUGUGCUCUGCAUGGACGUUCCUGAUACUCUAUUAAGCUUGAUUUUCGACAAGCAGGCAAGAUGUCCAGCACACCACAUGACCCCUUCUAUUCUUCUCCUUUCGGCCCAUUUUAUAGGAGACAUACACCAUACAUGGUACAGCCAGAGUACCGAAUCUAUGAGAUGAACAAGAGACUGCAGUCUCGUACAGAGGACAGUGACAACCUCUGGUGGGAUGCAUUUGCCACUGAAUUUUUCGAAGAUGAUGCCACAUUAACACUUUCAUUUUGUUUGGAAGAUGGACCAAAGCGAUACACUAUCGGCAGGACCCUCAUCCCCCGUUAUUUUAGCACCGUAUUUGAAGGAGGGGUGACAGACCUGUACUACAUUCUCAAACACUCGAAGGAGUCGUACCACAACUCAUCCAUCACAGUAGACUGUGACCAGUGUGCCAUGGUCACACAGCAUGGGAAGCCCAUGUUUACCAAGGUAUGCACGGAAGGCAGGCUGAUCUUGGAGUUCACCUUUGAUGACCUCAUGAGAAUAAAAACAUGGCACUUUACCAUUAGACAGUACAGGGAGCUGGUCCCCAGAAGCAUACUAGCCAUGCACGCACAAGAUCCUCAGGUCCUGGAUCAGCUGUCCAAAAAUAUCACCAGGAUGGGUCUAACAAACUUCACCCUCAACUACCUCAGGUUGUGUGUAAUACUGGAGCCAAUGCAGGAACUGAUGUCGAGACACAAAACCUACAACCUCAGUCCCCGGGACUGCCUGAAGACCUGUCUGUUUCAGAAGUGGCAGCGGAUGGUGGCACCGCCAGCAGAACCCACAAGGCAACCGACAACCAAAAGGAGAAAACGAAAAAACUCCACGAGCAGCACGUCCAACAGCAGUGCUGGGAACACAACCAACAGCGCCGGCAGCAAGAAGAAGACCACAGCCGCGAGCCUGAGCCUGUCCACUCAGGUACCUAUUGCUAGCAUUGCUCGUUCUCCGGUGUCAGGCUGCGCACUAAGGACAUAAACUCGCGUGGUUGUUACACAUCAGGAGGCGAUGUUUAUUUCCUGUAGAAAUCCAAUAUGCGUCUCGGCCCACCCCCGACAUUGAGACUUGACCCUGUUGUGCAGUGCACAGAGUGUGUCUGUCCUAGGUCCCCCAAGCUCCUCCCACUGUUGUUUUAAGCUGAGCUUCUCUCCCCUAAGGUUUCCCUGUAAUAAUGUCAGCUGCUGUUCACAGGAUGUGAUGGUGGUAGGAGAGCCAACUCUGAUGGGAGGUGAGUUUGGGGACGAGGACGAAAGGCUAAUCACUAGAUUAGAAAACACGCAGUAUGAUGCGGCCAACGGCAUGGACGACGAGGAAGACUUCAACAAUUCACCUGCCCUGGGGAACAACAGCCCGUGGAACAGUAAACCUCCCGCCACGCAAGAGACCAAAUCAGAAAACCCCCCACCCCAGGCUUCCCAGUAAGAUGGGCUACUGGCUCCUGAUUUCGCUGUCCAUAGGCCCCGUGGGGUAGAAUUCCAGUCGCAAAUCUCUACUAUCAGGAGAGAAAAGAGAUGAAAUUUAAAACACACAAGCAAAACGUUUCCAUGCAAACAUCUAUUUCUAAAUAUAAUGACCUGAUUUUCUUUCUUGCAAUUUUUUCCCUUUUUAAUUGAGAGGAUCGUUCGUUCAAAUGAGCCUCCAUGGCCUCUCUUUGGAGGCCUUCACAAGAAAUAUAGACACUGUCCCUGAUGGUAAUUAGAAGCAGCAGAGGCUCAUGCACCUCCUGGCACGGUCUUACCUCCCUCAUGUGUUGAACAUCCUGUCCAUGCACCCUACGAAGGCCAUGCUGUCUAAACGUGCUCAGGAUCUCAGUAACAUGCCGACCCCAACUACAGAUGACUUUUUAAUAUUGUAAAAUAUUUUCUGCUUUUUGACUUGCAUUUGAGAGUUUCUUGUUUCAGUAAAAAAGAAAGAAAAAGAAAAAGAAAAGAAAAAUAUCAGUUUUGGGAAAGUAACUUAAAGGUACUUCUCCCAACCCCUCCACUCUCCACUGGUUUUCCAUGUGGCAAGAUCUUUAAGAAAACACUGCUAGGUGACUUUCUGACAAGCUGCACCUAAUUGGUUCUUGAAUCUGAGUUGUUUCAAUUUAGGCCAAGUACUGAAACAAGGAAUCAUCAAAGAUAUAUGGGUAGAUUUUAUUAUGUACACAAAGACAAAUGGACCCUGAGAAAUGUAUGCAUUUGUAAACUUGCUGUGGGUCCAAAUAUUUUCAAGCCAUGUAAUCCAUUAAUUUUGUGGGAAGUUUAAUAAAUCUGAAACAUUUUAUUUCUUCUUAUUUUAAUUGUAUCUUAGUUGACUGAGUUUUGGUGGGUUUUUUUUUUUAAUGCUAUAUUUCCUGUGUAAUAUUUUGUAAAUCCUUCACCUGUUUCUUUCAUGGGGACUGUUUCUUUUGGGGCAAGUUCAGCGUAUUUAUGUGAAACUUUAUAAGAGAACUAAUUUUUCCAUUUGCAUAUUAAUAUGUUCCUCUAUACAUGUAAAGACACAGUGGCUCCGUGUGUCAUAAAACAGCUGUAUUUUAUGUAUGCUUUACUGGUUAAGUGUGCCAAUAAUAAACUGUGUUAAUGACCAAA